Myotis lucifugus (little brown bat) is the source of this 1030-nucleotide messenger RNA. RefSeq names its product 15 kDa protein B-like. The transcript is spliced from 4 exons. Gene Ontology annotation, molecular function: cysteine-type endopeptidase inhibitor activity. The record is from RefSeq and is a predicted model, not a curated record. Gene Ontology annotation, biological process: defense response. Gene Ontology annotation, cellular component: extracellular region. Bases 382 to 909 code for a protein of 175 amino acids. Lineage: Eukaryota; Metazoa; Chordata; Mammalia; Chiroptera; Vespertilionidae.
CUGCCGCACACAGACUCCGUGUUCUGGAAGGUUCUUUGGGGUCAAACCAGAACCGCCAGGCGGAGACGGCACAGGGUCCUGCCGCCGGAGCCGGCGCCGGCCUCCUGGUGGCACAGGUGGGGACACGGAGGCCCAGAGGGAAGGGACUUGCCCCAGAUCAGCCAGGUCUCCUGCCCCGGCUCAGGGCUCUCACCCACUCGGAGGCCCUGAGCCGUUGCCCAAACCUGCUUGCUUCUUGGCCAAUGGCAUUUCAGAACAUUGGCCAACAGUGGUGUCUGGCAAAGGAAGGGAGAGGCCCUCAUGUCACCAGCAGCCCUGGCACAAGGCCGCCCAAGGAGCGCCUAAAAGGGCCGGCAAGUGGCCGUGGGCCAGAGAAGGGACAUGGCAGGGGCCUGGAGGGCACUCGUGCUGGUGGCGGGCUUGGCGGCGAUGGCCUGUGAGGCCCAACACCGGCGGUUCCCCCCGGAGAGGAUUGCCGCCCAGGCCUUGCAAUUCUUCAACUCCGAGAGGCAAGGCCAGCCCCUGUUUGGCCUGUUGGAAGUCCUCCCAACAGCCAGAUCGAACUCCACCUUAAGGACGCUGGUCAGGUUCAGGAUCAAGGAGACGGUGUGCCUCUCAGGGCGGCAGCAGGAGCUAGAGCCCCAGCAGUGCGCCUUCAGGGACGGCGGGGAGGAGCGGAACUGCACGAGCACCUUCGGCCGGCGGGGCCGUCUGAGCAUCCUGUUGGUCGACUGCAGCCCAGGCCCCGAGCGCCAGCAAGAGGACUCGCGGGAGCAGCCGACGGCUCCGGCUCCACCCCCCGAAGAAGCCGCUUCAGACAUCGACCGCUCCAAGCUGCCCCCCGCGGUCAGGGACUUGUAUGACAAUGCCAGGAACAACAUCAUCAACAACAUCCUGAGGAAUUUCUAGGGCCGGGAAGGAGGGGAGGCCCGCAUCCCAGCCAUGACCUCCCCUCCCACCGCCCACUCCCUCGGCGGCCUCAGCACCCCCUUUGCUGAAUAGUCCCCCACACGCCUCUGCUUCCGCACAC